GCAAAGACGCACCGCAGCAAAAGUGUGAAAUCCCACCAGAGAAGGACACAAGUAAGCCGAAACCAUCAGCAGGUAAAGAGGAGGUCGACACAGCCAAGGAACCUGUUAAAAUCGAAGCAGAAACUACGACCGCAACUGAGGAAGAACCUCCAAAAGAAGCCCAGAAGCAAAGUGAAAAUGAACGGAAAAACAUCUUUGGCAAAAUGUUUAAAAAGAAGGCAGAACCGGUGAAACCUGCAGAUUCUGUUGAUGGAGAGCUUACAUUAGAUUCAGUAAAACCAUCAGCAGAUAAAGAGGAGGUUGACAAAGCCAAGGAACCUGCUAAAAUCGAAGCAUCUUGUCAGACAGAAACUGCAACCACAACUGAGGAAGAACCUCCAAAAGAAGCCCAGAAGCAAAGCGAAAAUGAACGGAAAAACAUCUUUGGUAAAAUGUUUAAAAAGAAGGCUGAACCGGUGAAACCUGCAGAUUCUGUUGAUGGAGAGCUUACAUUAGAUUCAGAAGCAGUGGCCAUCGAGGCAAGCGCAGAGCCCGAGGGGAUCGCUGACGAACUCUUGAAAGAUCUUGGAGAAGUCGCAGAAGAAACGCCGCAAUCCGAGGAGCCGAAAGAAUCAGAAAAAAAAGUUAUGAACUUUUUCAAGUCUUUUGCCAGUUCGACUAAGCCAAGCAAAGAAGCCAAAGCCACUUCUGAUGCUUCAAAAGACCAGUCACAGAAGGAGACGCCUCCAGCACCUUCGGCAAAUGUACAGGAAGCACCCAAAGCACCACCUCCGCCCCCUCCAGCGCCUCCUAAGAUGGAAGGCAAAGCAGAGCCCGCGGUGAAGAAAGAGGAAACGUCUGCAACAGCUGCAACCAAAGCAGCAGACGCUCCUGCCAAGACCAAAACUAAAGACGGUGCCUUCAGCAAACUCUUCCGUCCGAAGCCUGUUUUGGUGGAUGAGGUAAAGCCGAUUGAGAUUGAGGUUGAGGUCGAGAAGACCCAGGUAGACGCAUCUAAAACCAGCACUCUCGAGGCGGCUGCCAAACCAGAAGAACCACCGGCACCAAAACAGGAGGAACAGAAACAGGAGGAAAAGAAACUGGAGAAAAAAAUGUCUUUUUGGAAAGUCAAACCUAAGGUACUGCUAGGUCAAGUGACCACUAGGAUCCAGGCGGCGACAUCCAGCGCUGCCGCGAGCAUCUCUCUCGUGUCUCCUAGAUCGGCCCCGGAGCCCAAGAAAGAGACACCAGCUGCACCUGUCCCAGAAUCUGCCCCCAUUGCGAAGGCCGUAGAGGAGCCAAAACCCGCCACCCUGGCAGUACCAGACAACAAAUCAGUGGACAGCACGGAUAACGCCUCGCCCAGCGCUCCUCGCAAGCUGGAGAAGAGGAACUCCGUCAAUAUCUUCUUCAAAAGCCUGGGCCAAAAACGUCAUUCUACUGAUGCUGGAGUGCAAACGGACCCCGUGGUACCCGAGAAGGCCAAAUAAACCCCCAGCCUUUCGGGUUGGUGAUCUUUACUGUAGCAUAGGAAUACACACAAAUGUCCAGAAAGUUUUGCAGAUAUGCAGCCCAAAUCCCCAGUUUCAUUUCCAAUGUGUUUAUGAGGUUGACCCUAACUUGAUAUUAUGCCAUGAAACGUGUAUUUAGCGAGAGCAGACGUAAGUGCAAAAGUAUUCCUUAUUAAGCAAGCUACAUGUGGAGGGAAAACUUGUGUAGUUGUUUUUUUUUUUUUUAACAAUAACUAGUCAGAGUUGCGUGAUGAGGCAUACGAAGGCAAAAUGAAAGUGAAAAUGUGAUUCUGCAUUCAGAGAAACUCAAUUUCCUUUAUCUUCUGUGCAAAUGUAGAAGUAUGCGAAAUAUGUCAACUAACACUAUUUAUCAGCAUUAAUCACUCAUUCUACACCAGAUGCAUUUUGUAUCGCUAUAGUAUGACAAUAAGAUGGUUUUUCCAUUGAAACAAAGCAUACCUUAUGUGUCCUUAACAAAUGACUUAAUCAUACACUAUCUGAUUGUAAAAACAACACAUAGAAACCUAUUCAAUGCCCCAUUGUCUGCUUAAUUCAAUCAGUGCUCAUUGAAACCGACUAAUUCUCAUUAAAAUGACCUUGGCGGCUAAAGGUUGCCGGCCCACAAAUUUUUAAAAGAGUUUCAUAAAAAAAACUGAAUUAUUUAUUUAACCAGAUAUACAUCUGAUCACUAUAUAUAUAUAUAUAUGACCAACUUGGUUAUUUAUGUCAGACCCAAAAGUCAAAAAUCUUUUUUUUAUUUUCACUUUAUGUAGCCUUACAAAAUGUUGCACAUUAAUCAUAACUUACUAAACCAAACAGCAGUUAUUCUGUUAUUUGCUUGGUCGUCCAUUUAUGUCCACAGGAGAAAUUAAGAAGUUUAUUUAAAUGUCUUUCGUGUUUUUUGUCCUGUUUUCUGCUAUUAGAACAUUAUAUAAUGCAAUAUACAAUUAUGCAAUACAAUAAUGCAAUGCACAUCUCUUCAAUGGUCAAAUGUUUUAUGCUUCCUCUUCUGAUUCUUGUCUACAUUUGUAAAGAGCAGACGGGCCUACUUCAAAAUUCAUUCUGUUUUCUCCUUUGUUGCAUUUUUGUCUAUUUAACCAAUUUAUAAAAAUAAACCAAUCAUUUCUCUUCCAUAUAAAAA
Molecule: messenger RNA, 2631 nt
Organism: Paramisgurnus dabryanus
Lineage: Eukaryota; Metazoa; Chordata; Actinopteri; Cypriniformes; Cobitidae
Gene: bcas1
Product: brain enriched myelin associated protein 1
Source: RefSeq, a predicted model, not a curated record